CUAGCGAGAGUUGUGCACAUUUACACAUUAUUCUAAAAAAAAGAAAAGAAAAAGAGUAUGUUAUUGAGACUCUCGCGAGUGGACACGAGAGAGUUCCUCGUUGCAGAAGAGAGAUAAAUCAAGAAGACGGACUUAUUUUUUACGGGGGUUGGAAAACGCUCUUUCUCUCUCUUUCGAAGGAGUUCGCGCGCGAGUGACGGACCCUCUUCCCCUCGUCGACCUGAGAGAGAGAGAAAAUGCGUCCGAGCGGUUGUCGCGGGUGUCAUGCAUCGAGCCGCAGCAGGAAUGAUUCGCGCCUCCGUCCCCGAAAAUCGAGUUCCACGGCCCAGUGGUACGUGUUGUCGUCGCGGACGAGGAUCGCUCCUGGAGACACCCGGAGUACGACGACUUCCUGUGCGAUUUCUUGGUUUGUAGCAUCAGUGAGUUUAGCUUGCGGAAUCAGUAAGCUAUCGACAUUAGGAUUGAGUAACCAGUGAUUUGUGGAUUGAAGGAAAGAAUGUCACUAAAACCUAAAAGAGUGGAUUUCAAUCAGACCUGGCAUGAACUACAAGAGACUGUCAAAGGAGUAAUAACAUUAGCAAAUAUUCCACGUGCUAUAUGGAAUGACAGAUUUAGUGAUGUUUAUUCUUUGUGCGUCGCAUAUCCCGAACCACUGGCAGAUCGUUUAUACGAUGAGACAAAAAGGUUCUUGGUUAAUCAUGUAGAUCAUUUAUUGGUAGAAGUCGAUUCGUAUAAUGACAACACAGAUUUGCUCUCGGCGUAUCAUCGAGCAUGGACAGAGUAUUCGCAGGGCAUUUAUUACUUACAUAGUUUAUACUUGUACCUCAAUCAACAGCACAUUAAGAAACAAAAGCUCUCGGAGGCGGAACUCAUCUAUGGCGCGAGUUCCAACAGGGAUGAAGAAUGCCAAGAGCAGAUGGAGAUUGGUGAGCUAGGUUUGGACAUUUGGAAAAAAAUGAUAAUACCGCUUAGAGAAAAGCUCGUCUCACUUCUACUCAUAUGUAUCGACGCCGAUAGAGAUUCGAAAUUGCUCGCCCCGACCGACGUUAUUUGUGGUGUUAUACAGAGCUUUGUUCGGGUGGAAGAGUACAAGAUGAAGGGACAAUUAAAUUUGUAUCAAGAAGCCUUCGAGGAACCUUUCUUGAAAGCUAGCAGAGAAUUUUACAUGGCGGAAGCAAUGUCGUUACUGCAACAGUUGGAUGUUACACGUUACAUGGAGAAAGUAACAUGGAGACUCAAUCAAGAGGAAGCACGCGCGCACAAAUUCCUUCACAAGAGUUCUGUACCAAAGGUGAGAACGUGUUGUGAGGAGAAAAUGGUAGAUGCGCAGGCAGAUUGGCUUCAUGCAGAAGCAGAAAUCAUGAUAAAAAAUGAGAGUAAACGAGAUCUGGCUCUUCUUUAUCCAUUAUUAAGGCCUUUGCCAGGAGGUUUAGAUCCACUUGUACAAAAACUCACUCGACACAUCACACAACAAGGAUUACAGGCAAUUGGACCUUUACAAGGAGAAAAUGUGUACACGCAAUUUGUGGAGAGUAUGUUGAAUGUACAUUCUAAAUAUUCAGAAUUAAUUAGAGAUGUGUUCAAAGGUGAUCAAAGUUUCGUAGGUGCUCUUGAUAAAGCUUGUUCUGCUAUCGUGAAUUAUAGGCCUGCUCCAAAGCAGCCAGUUCGAGCACCAGAAUUGCUGGCGAAAUAUUGCGACUCUUUGUUGAAAAAGUCCCCGAAAGCGGCUUCAGAGAGCGAAAUCGAGGACAAACUGAGACGCUCCAUAACUGUGUUCAAGUAUGUCGACGACAAGGAUGUAUUUCAAAAAUUCUACUCGCGUAUGUUGGCAAAGCGACUGAUACAUCAGCAGUCGCAGUCGAUGGACGCCGAGGAGAUGAUGAUCGACGAUCUAAAGCGAGCGUGUGGUUACGAGUUCACGAACAAAUUGCAUCGCAUGUUUACGGACAUGUCCGUCUCGGCGGAUCUCAAUGCGAAAUUCACGGCGACCUUACGGGAAGGCGAUGGGGAGAAUCAAUUGGGCACCGGUUUCGGGGUCAAGGUGUUGCAAGCUGGUGCUUGGCCGCUCGCUUUGCCACCGUCUCCUGGACCGUUUCACGUUCCCCAGCAGUUGGAAAAGUCCAUACAGGCUUUCGAAUCGUUCUAUCACAUGCAGUUCAGCGGUCGUAAACUCACGUGGCUGCAUCAUUUGAGUCAGGGCGAGCUCAAGUUCAAUUACUUGAAGAAAUCGUAUCUGGUAACCGUGCAGACAUAUCAAAUGGCGUUACUGCUGCUUUUCGAGCACUGCGACGCGAUACCGUGCAGAGAAGCGGCGGUAUCGUUACGUCUGUCACACGAUCAGCUGGUGAAACACGCCGCCAGUCUUGUAGAUUGCAAGAUCCUCAAUAAAUCCGCGGAGGAAUCCAGCGAACUGGAGGAGGACACUGUUCUCACGCUCAAUUUUGAUUACUCCAACAAGAGAACCAAGUUCCGCGUGACUGGAGUGUUACAACGUGAUGCGCCACAGGACGCGGAGGCGACGCAUCGCAGUGUGGACGAGGACCGAAAGAUGUUCUUGCAAGCAGCCAUAGUUCGUAUCAUGAAGAGCCGUAAACUAUUGAGACAUAAUCAACUCAUACAGGAGGUGUUGAGUCAAUCGAAAGUUACUUUUGCACCUUCCAUUGGCAUGAUUAAGAAGUGCAUUGAAACUCUGAUAGAUAAACAGUAUAUCGAACGUACUGUAAAUAGCGCGGAUGAGUAUUCAUAUAUCGCGUAACCUUUUAACGUUUGUCACUAAUUUAUUUCACAUGAGAUGCAUCUCAAAAAUGUUUUGCUGAGAGCUAUUAAGACCUCUGAUCGACAAAGGCAAUUAUUAUUGAAUUAAGUUUAAUAAUUAUCUGAAAGGAUGAUUCGGAUGAUUUCUCUUAGAGAUAAUUUCGAAGGCUAAAACGCUUUGUCAGUGAUGAUACAAAAAGGGAAUGGCUUUCGAUAUUUGAAAGAUUGGGAGGAGCAUCGUAGACAAGCUUAUUCGCAUCUAGGAUCCAUCGAUUAAUGAAUAUCUUAAUUAAUUUACUGACUUGUAAUAUAUGCACACACUGAAUAAAGAUGACGUUACUAUUUUA
Messenger RNA from Nylanderia fulva, 3101 nucleotides. It is a transcript of the gene Cul2, whose product is annotated as cullin 2. Gene Ontology annotation, molecular function: ubiquitin protein ligase binding. NCBI's taxonomy places the organism in Eukaryota, Metazoa, Arthropoda, Insecta, Hymenoptera, Formicidae. Gene Ontology annotation, cellular component: cullin-RING ubiquitin ligase complex. Gene Ontology annotation, biological process: ubiquitin-dependent protein catabolic process. The record is from RefSeq and is a predicted model, not a curated record.